This is a messenger RNA of Hibiscus syriacus, 669 nucleotides long. RefSeq names its product transcription factor bHLH168-like. Gene Ontology annotation, molecular function: RNA polymerase II transcription regulatory region sequence-specific DNA binding; DNA-binding transcription factor activity, RNA polymerase II-specific; protein dimerization activity. The coding region runs from base 1 to 669 and encodes 222 amino acids. Gene Ontology annotation, cellular component: RNA polymerase II transcription regulator complex. Gene Ontology annotation, biological process: regulation of transcription by RNA polymerase II. The transcript is spliced from 4 exons. The record is from RefSeq and is a predicted model, not a curated record. Lineage: Eukaryota; Viridiplantae; Streptophyta; Magnoliopsida; Malvales; Malvaceae.
AUGCAAAGCCUCGUUUGUUUGUUUCGCCAUUCUCUUUCACCCGAUUUUGAAAACCAGCCAUUGGAUGUCGUACCACCGGCACCAGCUCCGACCACCUCUUCCCUUAUGUUUCCGGUUCGUAUCAGCAGCUCCUUGGAGGCUUCUGGCAAUCAUCUUUGGCACUGUCAAAGGAUAAAUCCUGCUGCUUCAUCCUCCAGAAUGGAUCGAAGUUCCCUCGAGAGAGAACGAAGACUGCGUUUGCGGCAACUCUUUACUCGCCUCCAUUCCCUUCUCCCUCCUCAACCAACCAAGAUUUCGACUCUCCAAGUGUUAGAGCAGACGACCAUUUACGUAACCCAGCUGCGGAAUCGAAUGGCAGAACUGAAACAAAUGAAGUUGAGACUAGGAGAGGAGUGCAAAGGCGAAGGGAGUUUGAUAUCUCCAGUUAUAAGUAUAAUAGAUUUGGAUUCAACACUGGAAGUAAAUUUCUUUAUGGAGUGGAGAGGGAAGCUCCAGUUAUCCAACAUUAUGAAAAUCCUCAUGGAAGAAGGAGCAGAAGUUGUAAGAGGUGCUGCAAACCACAGCAAUGAGGAUAGGAUCAUAUAUUCAAUUCACUGUCAGCCCAUCAAUUGUAGAAUUGGCAUCGCAACCUCAAGAGUUCAGCAGAGAUUGGAGAACUUGGUUUCUUGA